UACGACGCGCAAUGAUCCAAGGACGGCCCAGGCCGACCGAGCAGUUGAGGGUCUGGAGCUAGAUGUGUGACACACAUACUUACGUUACAACUGACUAUCUGUCGCGUCUAAAGGCGAAAAUGCCAGCCUGUGACAAGAGAAGUCCUUGUUACUCUUUAUAUGCUCAACGGUUGUAACAGGAUGUCAAAAUCUGCUUUUGUUUACAGCGGGACUCCGCUGGCCCAUAGCAGCAAUUCAGCGACAGCUGCACCGAGAGCUCCCGUCAACUUUCCUGCCGCGUCGUCAACCUCGACUCCAUGGCAAAGUCAGUCAGCCAGCAGAACUGUUAGGUUUCCUUCCAGUCGCAGAUUCCUAUGGGACAGGACGGCGCAUGGUCGGGCGGAGGUCGUUGAGCUGAAGGACAAUCUGCCGGUCGUCAGCAUCCCUUGCGACUUCCACCGUCGUUUGGAGCAAGCUGAAUCGGCAGUCGCCAUCGUGUCCUGCCCCAAUGGCCGCAGACUACACGUUUCCUUGGUGCCCGAAGCACGCAACCCAGCCGGAGGGGAAGGCGCCCUGAUAGUGCCGGUGGCGCUAGCGGCUGGGGCGGGCUCGGAGCAACAGCAGGCGCAACUGCAAGAGCGACUGGCCUCGCUGAUGCAGACCCUGCAACACGGCUUGGAUCGCCGGGGACCCGCCUCCCUCGCAACUGGCUGGGCCCUGGGCGUCACCCUCAGCUCGCAAUCGCAACCGCCCACAACUGCUGCGGCCGCAGCAUCAGCAGCAGCGACCUUUGUGGCGUCAUUGCUGCUGCCGGCAGCGGCGCUGACGUUGACGCCGCUUUACGGCAAGCGGCUGUGCGAUGUGCCCUUCGCGCAGGCGCUGAUGAUAAGUCAGCAGCAGCAGGGGGCAGCCGCAGGAGACGUGGGAGCAGCAGGGACUGGCGCCGGAGAGCUGCAGACCGGCUAUCUGUCCAUGGACCAGGCCCGCAGCCUGCUGCCGCUGGCAGCCGACGACGUCAACGUGUACAGCAUGCCCCUGGUGGGCGUGUGGGUACGUGGAGCCCGCGGUCCCGAACACCCCCUGGUGUACUGCACCGCACUCAAGUUCGCGUACGGCACCGUACUGCCGGACCGCGUAACGCAGCCUGACGGGUCCUUUCUGGUGCUCCUGUUCACCGGAGAUAGCCCGAUGCCUCGCUGCUACGAGGCGCGCUUCUCCGACCCAACCGCACCCAACCAGCAGGACCUGCAGCAAACCCAAGCCAACACCGCCGCAGCAACCCCGGGCGGAGCCGGUAUCGGGGGUGGCAGUGGCGGUCUUCGGCUGCUGCCGUACGCGGUUUGUACUGAGCUGGCAGCCCCGCCGACCUCGGCCCCUGCUGCUGAAUCACAUGCCCUGCCUGGCAGCAGCAGAGGCAGCGGAAAACCUCCGCAGGAUCCUGCUUUCGUGGAACUGAGGCCGGUGCUCGACUCCUCUGCAGCAGCACUGGCGGCCUCAGGAGCGAGAGGAGGAGGAUGCCUGCUGAUGCUGCAGCCGCCGCAGGCAUCGCUGCCAGCAGUAGCACCCGCGCCCCCGGCGCACCUUCCUGCGGCGGCUACGUCGCUUCAAGGGGGCUAUUCCCAGGCCCAUGGCGGCGGACACACGCAAUCCUCCCGCAUUGGACACGGUUAUAGCCGCAGCUGGGCAGGUGGCCAGUUACCGUCCCGCUCGCACGUGCAGGAGCCGGCGCAACAACACGACCACCCGCUAAUGCGUCAGACCUACGCAGGAGGAGCUUCCUGGUCCGCUGCUUUUACGGAUACCGCGGAGGCGAAUUUGGGGGCCAGCGUAAGGGGCAUGGAUUUCGGCUUAGGUCUGGGCGGGCGCCCUGAUCCUCACAGUGCUGUACGACAGGGGACGCUGACGGCGGCCAAUACCCCUGGUGUUGCCGCCGUAGAUGCUAGUGUACAAAGGGGUUCCUCCUUCUACGGCGAGUACGGUCUGUAUAGCGAGUGCGGAAACGUGUACGACUUGCGCGGCAGCGGCAGCAAGCUGAUGACCAGCCCCAGCAAGGCUAUGAAGGUUCUCAAGGCGGGCGGAGGAGGGGCAGCAGCAGCAGGAGGAGACGCAGCGGCUAGCGGACAACUUGGAGGAGCAACAGCGACAGCGUUAGGAGCAAGAGGGGCCGGCAGUUACCCCAGCGUGUCCGUUGGUCACGAGUACGCAGCAGGAGCAAACCCAGACGGAGGAGGAGGACCCACGGUGCCCCCGGGGCCCAUGUACGGCAGCGCGACAGUAGCAUCGGCAGCUGGAGCUGGAGGGAGGAGGACGAUGACGUACGAUGAUGGAGGAAGCGGAAGGGGAUGCGGACCUGCUGGCUUUCCUCCGGUUCGCGACUCUCCUCCGGUGCCUCGAACAAUGGUUGUGCCCACGCCCUUCAGGCCGGUACCUGCUGCCGCUGCUGAUCCAGCCCGAGGCGAAGCGGGUGGUAGCGGAUGCGGGGGCAACGACGAAGGCACUGUCGGUGCGCCCAUAAUGCCGCGUGACCCCAGGCUGCAGCACAGGGUUUUCACUGCCCCAUCCGCAGCGCCCCUAACCGCCACACAGCUUCCGCCGCCCUCCUCUGCCACCGCAGCCUCUGCGGCGGAUGCCACAGAACGGAACCCCUUCUCCUCCACUUCGGCGCCUGCCUCCGGCUCCACGGCUCCCGGGUCCUCCACCUCCGCCGACUGGGCUGAGGCGGUGGGCGGAGUCAUGCACACGCCGGCAGUGGGGCUGAGACCGGCACACGCCUCGCGGACAGCUGCGACAGUAACACCAGGGCCGCAUGCAGCCUACGACAGCUACCAAGCCCAGCAGCAGCAACAACAGCCAUACUCCUUUUACCAUCACAUGCAAGAGGAACAACAGCAGCAGCAUUCCCAACAUCAGUGGCACUCAGGUUCUGGACUUACCGGCGCCGAUGAUGUCAACGGCGGCGGUAGCGUCAGAGGAACCGGGGCUGCAGUAUCAAUGCAGGCACCGGCCCCGCCACCAGCGGGACCCGCGGCAGCAGCAGUAGACCCUUUGGUGCAACCGGGGAAUAGUGCCGCGACGGAUAGUGCUCCGGUGGGUAGGCCCCCUGUGGCCUCAUCAAGGGUGCGGCAGUUCCCGUACGGCAUUGAUCUCUCUCGCUACGGUAUUACAUCUCGAGCGGCCAUCGGCUCUAUACGGCAGCAGCAGGGGUUGCAUGUCUCCGACGGGGCUGUCGGCACAGACGAAGGGAGAGGCCCCCACGACCUGUAUGGAGUCGCCCCAGCCUCGGUAUCGUCGGCGCCAUCAGCAACCCACACACCAGCAGCAGCUGCAUCCGCGCCCGUAGCCAUCAACCAGAGCCUGGACGCAUGGCUGAGGGACAGCGCCUCUGCUGCUGCAGCAGCAGCAGAGGACACUGCAGCCACCACUGCUGCUAAGAGCAAUGUGGGCAGUUCCGGUGGUGGUGGUGGAGAUAAUGGGCGGGCUGGGGCAGAACCGGCAGGACUGCAGCCGUGUUCGCUGGAUGCCAAUCGACUACACCCAGACCAGCAACGGCAGCCAUGCGAGGGAGUUUGUGUCGAGGAGUCGUCAGCCUGUGUCAUGGGGUCUGUUGGAGGAGCUGCCACUGCUGCAGCUGCUAUGAGUGGGAGUAUCGGCGCGGAUGCAAUUGCUGCUUCCUUCGCUGCCGGUGGCGACGAAGGCUCCGGCCUCUCCUGGGACCCCGCGGAGCUGCGGCGGGAGGUGGUUCGGCUCCGAAAACAGGUCGCCUGCCUCCAGCAGCAAAUCGCCAGCUUGACGGCUUCCUCCGCCCCCUCUUCUGCCUCCGCUGUCAUACCGCAGCCAGCACCCCAGCCAUCUGACCUUAGCCCCUCCUGUUGGGCUUCCCAGCAUCAACAGCACCAGCAGCGACUGCAGCCACCUCCCCUCGAGGUUUCCGCCCAGCAUGCUGCACCCGCCCAAUACCAGCAGUCACACCAGCCCCAGCAGGCUAGGAUGUUGCCGCCACCCCAUCACCCACAACCCCCCAUUCGUCACCACCAGCCCAUGUCCGACGUGCCACCGUGCAGCAGCCGCGCUGCCAGCAUUCUGCCCUCCGCUCCAGAGCAUCCGCCGCUGGGACCCGCUAGGGACACAGCAUCCUGGAGCAACCUGGCAGCGGGGCCCGGGGCAGCGUGUGCGGAUGGGAGCGCGCCGGCAAGCGGCUGGCAGCAAGAGCAUGCAGGUCUCGUAAGCUCGGCACAUGCUGCAGAUACCUGUUCCUCGCCGCCUCAAGAGCAGCACCAGCAGCCGCAGCCGCUUUCGCAGGUAAACCACUGGCAGCAGCGGCAGACGGGAGAUGCAGCUGCAGCGGCUAGUGCACUGCAACACAACGAUUCCAGACCUGCACCUGCGGGGCAAGCGCUAAGUACUGGUGAACUGCGGACAGCAUCAGCCGCGGUGGCGGUGGACGAAAGAGCAGAGAGGAUGUCGGUCUCGGGUGCGUCAGAAGACCGGGGGAGCGUCUGGAGCAUGGGGUCCAUUCGAAGUUCCCUUAUGUCGUACCAGUCGUACAAGACGCAUGGCAAUAUGGCAGCCGUCACCGUCACUGGCGCAUCCUCAGCUGCCAGUGCCUUUGCUGCUGGUACGGCCGGGCAUGAGAGUACUGUCGACCACACGGCGAAGAUGCACGCUGCUCCUCCUGCUGCCUCAGCUGGAGCGGGAGUAGCGACGAUGGCGGUGGCGAUGGAGCCGCACCGGACCAUCGUGCAUAGCGGAUCGGCUGGGGUCGAGGCGAUGAUCCGUGUUCAGGGUCCUGACGCGGAGUCCUCCUACGGCCAGCACACUGGCCAGCAGUGCCGCAACGAACCACAGCCAGAAGAGCCCUUGCAGCGGGAGCCUACGCUCGGGGGCCUGGCCACAGCGCCGUCCCGACCGGUGCAUUCGUUGCGUACAACUGCGGGCAUGGUGUCACCGGCGAUGCCGACUGGGUUAACGGCAAGGCCUGACCUCUUGCGACAUACAAUAGGAAGAAGCGCUGUCAGCAUCGGUCGGGGGCGGCGGCGUGCACGGCGUACCAGCAGCAGCAGCAGCAGCGACACUGAGAGCAAGGGUUUGCGCUCUAUGGACUCGGAUGAGGACACGAGGACGUCAAGAUCUACAAUUUCAUGCGCCGCUUCAUCUGUACGGCUUGCAGCUGCUGCGACUUCUGCUGGGGCCCCCAAGGAUGCCUGGUCUGCAAAGCACGGCACGGCUUAUGGGGACAGCGCCGCAGCCAGCCUCGCAGGCCUCCCAUCGGUUUCAGAGGUAGGUUCUAGAGCCUGGCGCACGGCUUCAUCACCUCCAUCACCAUCGGUUUUGAUACAGCAGUCGACCGUACGGUCUGCAGCGCCGCUGGCAAGCGGCACGCUGACGGCGAUGACAGCAUCCGUGUCGACUGGCGGACUGGGCAUUGUUCGUACCAAGUAUGUGCCUCUAGAAGAUGACAGUGACAGCAGUGACUCUGAAUCGGAGAUGAGGUUGAUGCAGAAGUACGGUAUUCGUGAUAUCUAGGCGGGGUAGGUACCAUCGCGAUCAGGUGACAAAUCCAGGCCGGGAAGGGAUUGACGGAUAUUGGUGGGUAAUAUGUACGCGGAGCAUGGUACCACGCGUCUCAGAUGUAUGGGUUGAUGGUGUCUGGGGUAGUGCUGAUUGGGGGUGCAUACACCUGAUCAACCCAAUACCGCAUAAUGCGCACCGGUAGAUGC
Molecule: messenger RNA, 5696 nt
Organism: Astrephomene gubernaculifera
Lineage: Eukaryota; Viridiplantae; Chlorophyta; Chlorophyceae; Chlamydomonadales; Astrephomenaceae
Source: the annotation of a GenBank genome assembly